Morchella importuna is the source of this 576-nucleotide messenger RNA. RefSeq lists its product as uncharacterized. The coding region runs from base 1 to 576 and encodes 191 amino acids. The record is from RefSeq and is a predicted model, not a curated record. The transcript has 2 exons. NCBI's taxonomy places the organism in Eukaryota, Fungi, Ascomycota, Pezizomycetes, Pezizales, Morchellaceae.
AUGCGCUCCAGUCCAGUCCUUCUCCUCCUCGCCCUGGCCCUCCCCGCCCUCACUUCCCCCAUCCCCCAAGAAGGCAACGAGCAAAUGGACCGCUUCAAUGUCUCCCCCACCCCCACGCUCGACGCCGUCCCUUCCGCCACAGCCACCCCCUCUGCCGCUAGUGUCCCCGAGCCCGUCGACCCUGCGAUGCAAGCCCUCGCCAAGCCUCCCCAGAUUAACGCCGACGACGGCAUGAAGACUGGGAUGGGCGCCGCUAUGUCCGGCCUCGGCUCUGUCACCUCCGGGCUCUCCGGCCUCCCAGUUGUCGGCGGCCUGGGCGGCCUGGGCGGCCGUGAUGUCGCGGUAAAGAAGAGAUGGGCCCUGCUGGAAGGACUACCUGUUGUAGGCCCUCUUAUGAGUAGCGGCCUCAUGGGGCGAGUCAAGAGGACGUUGUUCCCUACGCUCGCGACCAUGCCGGACGUGGCCUCGAGCAUGCCGGACAUGGGCUCGAGCGGGGUGGUCAAUGUGGGGCACAAGGCCAAGAGGGAGGCUAAUCUUCUUUCAUCGCUGCCGCUGCUGGGCGGCUUGACGGCGUGA